GACAUUUAAAAUGUCAAUAAAGAAACGAAGAGAAAAGUCAAAGUGAGAUAGAAUCAACAUUAAUAUAAUUCUAAACUUUAUAUUCGAAUACUUGCGAGUCAUGGUUUUACAUGAUUUGUUUUUACCAAUUUUACUGCAUUAAAGUUUCAUCUUGCGCACAGAAACAGCUGUAGUUGAAGUUACUUGAAGUCAAGUAUUGAUAUGAAAUUUUAAUGUUUGCCGGUUUGUAGAAUUCAAUAACAAAAUGCCAAAUACUUUGCCUGUUGUUACAAUACAAUGCGACUGGAUAGAUAUUCUGAGGCUUAUGAAAGGUGAAUUUUGGAUAUCAUCAAAAUGUAAAGAUCAAACCAGCAUCCAUGACACAAUAAAAACUUUAGUUAAUCAAGCUGAUGGAAAAUUACAAAUAAAAUGUCCAGAUAGUUAUCAAUAUGUCUCUCAUAGUAAUUUGAGUCUUGUUUUAAAGCAUUUAGGUUCAGGCUUAAAGGUGGCAUUUGUUGCUCCAACCAAAACACAUACUGUACAUAAAAAAGCCUUGUUAUCAAUUAGCUCUGGUGAAAAUGCUUUAGCAGUUUCAUCUUGUGAGGAAGAUAAACUGAUCGUUUGGGAUACUAGAACUGAUGAGAUCCUUUUAGAUUUAAAAGGUCAUGGUGGACCAGUGUAUAAAUGCAGAUUAUUUCCAUCAAAUGUGGUUUUGAUAUCAGCCGGAGCUGAUGGUUCUUGCAGGAUUUGGUCUGCAGAGAGUGGGAUAAAUCCAGUCACAUUGAUUGGUCAUAAAAUGUCCAUAUCAGAUUUAGCUAUUAUUGAUAAAGGCAGAAAUGUCCUAAGUGUUAGCAAAGAUGGCACAGCAAAGUUAUGGGAUGUAGGUCAGUCUAGAUGUAUUGACAAUAUUCUGGAAGGGCAUGGACCUAUCAAUUGCUGUGCUAUAACCACCUCUGUUGAUGAAGUUACCAUAGACAAUGAUAGAGAGAUUGGUACUGGCAACAAAUUGCUAGUUGCUGGUUAUGAAAGUGGGUUAAUUAUCUGUGCCCAUGUUGGCAAGAGAACAGAAUUAUACAAAGUUCAACUGGAUUCUUCUGUAAAUGCUUGUAUAAUUAUUGAUCAAGUUAUUAUUGCUGGCUGUAGCAAUGGAAAGAUUGUUUUUACACAUCUUCAAGAUGGUUCUAUAAUAAAAGAAUUACAUGAAUCUAAUAAUCCGAUCUUAAGUCUGACAACACUGGUCAAUAAUAUGUUUAUAGUGGGUCGCCAGGAUGGGACAUGUACAGUGUUCUCUAUGAAUGAAUCCCACAUUGCUAUACGAGUUCAACUUACUGGAUCUGACUGUGAUGGAAUAAGAGACAUAGCAUUUAACGGUAAAUGGAUUCUGGCAGCUUGUAGAGAUGGCAACAUCAGGAAGUAUGACUUCAACCAAAUAACUGUUCACUAUAAGUGAUAUUUAAAAUAAGAACUACCCUCAAAUCCCUAUUCAAUAAGAAUUAAUGAACAAGUUUCUUGUAUUAAUAAAAUAUGAAUACCAUAAUAAAUUCUUAUUUGUUUAUUA
Messenger RNA from Papilio polytes (common Mormon), 1537 nucleotides. RefSeq names its product proteasomal ATPase-associated factor 1-like (gene Lis-1). Lineage: Eukaryota; Metazoa; Arthropoda; Insecta; Lepidoptera; Papilionidae. The transcript has 6 exons. The record is from RefSeq and is a predicted model, not a curated record. The coding region runs from base 245 to 1429 and encodes 394 amino acids. Gene Ontology annotation, molecular function: protein binding.